AGCCAUUAUUUUUCGAGUUUCAUCCGCAGCCACAGUGCAAAAUAGGUUUAUCAAUUUAAUUUAAGUGUUAAAGUAGUUGUAAAGUGUUUUUUAAGUUGCGCACGCGAUCGCGGCCACCCCGCAUGGAUGCGAAUUCUAUGGUGCAUGUGCCCGCCGAUCGAUUGGAGUUAAAAGCAUUCAGUUGAUGUGAUUUUCCCGUGACAUUUUUUCUCCUUUGCGUACAAAAAUCGUUUUGGGAACGCAAGAAGGUGAAGCUGCGGUCGCUGGUCUAAUCGGGAGUCCUAAAGGUUACUGCUCCAAACAUGCAGCACAACGUUCAUGCCGCCCGGCCAGCGCCCCACAUUCGAGCUGCCCACCAUCACAGCCACAGUCACAGCCACGCCCACAUGCAUCUGCACCCCGGCAUGGAGCAGCACCUGGCCCCCAGUCUGCAGCAGCAGCCGCCGCAGCAGCCUCCACAUCGCGACCAUCUCCAUGCACGUCUGAAUCAUCACCAUCUUCACGCUCAGCAGCAACAGCAGUCGCCGUCGAACCAAGCCGCCGCCGCCGCCGCCGUCGCUGCGGCUGGGGCUGCCUAUCACCACGGCAACAUCAACAGCAACAGCAGCAGCAACAUUGCCAGCAACAGCAACCAGAUGCAGAAGAUUCGCCAGCAGCAUCAACACUUAAGCAAUAGCAACGGCCUACUUGGUAACCAGCCUCCGGGUCCGCCGCCACAGGCCUACAAUCCGGCUGCUCUUGCCUACAACCAGCUGCCCCCGCAUCCGCCGCAUCACAUGGCCGCCCAUCUGGGCAGCUAUGCCGCUCCACCGCCCCACUAUUAUAUGAGCCAGGCGAAGCCCUCGAAGUACAAUCACUACGGCAGCAAUGCCAACAGCAACAACUCAAGCAAUAACAACAGCAGCAACUAUGCCCCCAAGGCCAUUCUGCAGAAUACGUAUAGGAAUCAGAAAGUGGUGGUUCCGGCAGCGGUGCAAGAAGUCACCACGGUGGCAGAACCGCCAGCCUCAACCACCUCCUCCUCCUCCUCCACCAACAAUAACACCACCAGCAACAAUACAGUCAAUUCAAGCGAGUCUGUUAGCCAAGAGGAAUCUUCUCAGGAACAGGAGUCCACAGAGGAGCCAGCACCUUCGGCGGACGACUGCAGCAGUACGGAGCACAUCGAUGCCUCGGGCACACUGCCCAACGAGGACAUUAGCAACUCAGGACGCGGUGGCAAGGACAAGACCCCCAUGUGCCUGGUCAAUGAGCUGGCCAGGUAUAACAAGAUCACGCAUCAAUAUCGGUUGACUGGCGAACGAGGACCUGCCCACUGUAAGACUUUCACGGUUACCCUGAUGCUGGGCGAUGAGGAGUACUCGGCGGAUGGUUUCAAGAUCAAGAAGGCGCAGCAUUUGGCCGCCAGCAAGGCCAUCGAGGAUACGACGUACAAGCAUCCGCCGCCGAAGAUUCGGCGCAGCGAAGAGGGCGGCCCUAUGCGCACCCACAUUACGCCGACGGUGGAGCUGAAUGCUCUGGCCAUGAAGUUGGGACAGCGCACCUUCUACCUGCUGGACCCCACACAGAUUCCUCCCGCGGAUCCCAUGGUGCCGCCGGAGUUUGGAGGAGGUCAUUUGCUUACUGCCCCAGGACCUGGCAUGCCGCCACAACCGCCGCCACCGCCUUAUGCCCUGCGGCAGAGACUUGGCAAUGGAUUUGUGCCCAUUCCAACUCCGCCGAUGCAUCCGCAUUUCUUUCAUGGGCCUGGCCAGCGACAGUUUCCUCCGAAGUUCCCUUCGCGCUUUGCGCUGCCACCGCCUCUCGGACCUCAUGUGCAUCACGGACCGAAUGGUCCCUUUCCACCUGUGCCAACGCCGCCCAGCAAAAUCACUCUGUUCGUAGGAAAACAGAAAUUUGUGGGUAUCGGACGCACAUUGCAACAGGCCAAACAUGAUGCGGCGGCCAGGGCGUUGCAAGUGCUCAAGACACAGGCCAUUUGCGCUUCCGAGGAGGCACUCGAGGAUUCGAUGGAUGAGGGCGACAAGAAGUCACCAAUCUCGCAGGUGCACGAGAUCGGUAUCAAGCGCAACAUGACCGUGCAUUUCAAGGUGCUACGCGAGGAGGGGCCGGCGCACAUGAAGAACUUCAUCACGGCCUGCGUUGUGGGCUCCAUUGUUACCGAGGGUGAGGGCAAUGGGAAGAAGGUCUCCAAGAAGCGGGCUGCUGAGAAGAUGCUCAUUGAGUUACAAAAGCUGCCGCCACUCACGCCCACCAAACAGACGCCCCUGAAGAGGAUUAAGGUAAAGACUCCUGGCAAACCAGGGGCAACGCCACGAGAUGGAUCUGUUGUGCCGUGCGGCGAAGGUGCCUUGCAAAUGGGCAAGCCGGAGAGACGCAAGCGCCUCAAUCCGCCAAAGGACAAGCUGGUGGAUCUGGACGAUUCGGAUAACCCUAUCACAAAGUUAAUUCAACUGCAGCAGACGCGCAAGGAAAAGGAGCCCAUCUUUGAGCUGAUAGCCAAGAAUGGUAAUGAAACCGCUCGGCGAAGGGAGUUCGUUAUGGAGGUCUCUGCCAGCGGAAGCACAGCCCGUGGAACAGGCAACAGCAAGAAGCUGGCCAAGCGUAAUGCGGCGCAGGCUCUUUACGAAUUGCUGGAAGCUGUUGAGUUCACCCCCAGCAACGAAACCCAGUCUUCGGAAGAAGGCAGCACUUCAGCAACCAUGUCUGCAGUCACAGCGCCCGCAGUGGAGGGAACAGCAGAAGGCGAAGUGCCCAUGGUAUCAACGCCAGCGGGUCCCAUGCCGGGCAUUUUAAUACUCCGCCAGAACAAAAAACCUGCGAAAAAGAGAGAUCAAGUUGUGGUUGUCAAAGCCAACGUGGAGACCAAGGAGGAGGAGGCCCAUAAGGAGGCAGCUGAUGCAGCUGAGGAGAACAGCAGCACCAAUGGCAACUCUGGCGACAACAGCAGCAGCAGCGAUUCCCAGGCCACCGAGGUGGCCAGUGAGAGUGCGCUGAAUACCUCAACCGGCAGCAAUACAAGCGGUGUCAGCAGCAACAGCAGCAAUGUGUGUGGCAACGCAGAACCCAGCAACAGCAACCACGCUGACAACCACACCGGCAACGGCAGCAGCAACACCGAAAGCAGCAGCAGCAGUGCGAGCAACUCACAAAGUGCUGGAGUCCACAUGAAAGAGCAACUACUAUAUCUUAGUAAAUUGUUGGACUUUGAGGUCCACUUCUCGGACUAUCCCAAGGGCAACCACAAGGAGUUCCUGACCAUUGUGACGCUCUCCACGAAUCCCCCGCAGAUCUGCCAUGGCGUUGGCAAGAGCUCCGAGGAGUCGCAGAACGAUGCGGCUAGCAAUGCAUUGAAAAUCCUCAGCAAACUGGGGCUCAACAAUGCCAUGAAAUAGGCAUGAAACCGUUAAUAAAUUCCUUAGAAAGCCCCUAUUAACUGCAAUUUUUGUUGUUGCACAUAUGCAAGAUAAAAAAACAAUUAAAAUACCCGUCCACAAAGCCAACCUAAACAAAAUCCAAAAGCCAAGCUGUGUGCAAAUUCAAAAAAAGAAGCAAAAAAAGAGAAAUGUAAGAGAAGCAAUGCAAAAACAGUACUUUUUGAAAUAGCAAA
Molecule: messenger RNA, 3610 nt
Organism: Drosophila subpulchrella
Lineage: Eukaryota; Metazoa; Arthropoda; Insecta; Diptera; Drosophilidae
Gene: stau
Product: maternal effect protein staufen
Exons: 6
Coding region: 303-3395 (1030 amino acids)
Source: RefSeq, a predicted model, not a curated record